This is a messenger RNA of Polyodon spathula (Mississippi paddlefish), 3120 nucleotides long. Its product is annotated as cadherin-related family member 1-like. Gene Ontology annotation, cellular component: plasma membrane; catenin complex. The transcript has 17 exons. Gene Ontology annotation, biological process: homophilic cell-cell adhesion. The record is from RefSeq and is a predicted model, not a curated record. Bases 74 to 2671 code for a protein of 865 amino acids. Gene Ontology annotation, molecular function: cadherin binding; calcium ion binding. NCBI's taxonomy places the organism in Eukaryota, Metazoa, Chordata, Actinopteri, Acipenseriformes, Polyodontidae.
CAGAAAGGUACCUCAAUCCCUCCCUCUUAGAAACAGCCCUACGUUUAGAGCUUAUUCAUUGCAUUUCUUUAGCAUGAAGCAGCUAAGCAAUUUUGAUAUUUCACUCUUCCUCACUUUAAUGCACGUAUGUCUGGCUCAAGCAGACUAUGCCCCUUAUUUUUUCAAUAAUGGACCCACUAGUAAGAAUGGGAAUAUGGCAUUAUUCAGCCUUUCAGAAGACACAGAAAUUGGCAUGCAAGUGUAUGUUCUAAAUGGAACUGAUCCAGAAGGGGAUCCAGUGACUUUUGGCAUAGCCUUUGAACCAGGGUUCAAAAAUUACUUUAAAGUGGAUUCUCAAACUGGAAUUGUAACUUUAAUAGAAGAACUCGACAGAGAAGAGCUGGAUGAAGUGGAGGCUCUCAUCAGUAUUUCAGAUGGUCAGAAUAAGGUGGUUGAAAAAGUAAGAAUAUUAGUGACAGAUGCCAAUGAUGAAAGACCAGAGUUUGGCAACAUGCCCUUUAUUGUCAAUGUCCCUGAGGAUACACCGUCAGGAAGAAGUAUAUUUCAAACUCAGGCAGUGGAUCGAGACAAUGGUUCUGGAGGAAGUGUCACAUAUUAUCUACAGAAUACCCAUAAUACCAAAUUUGCCAUUGACAGACACAGUGGAGUGCUUCGCAUUAAACCAGGAGCAGCACUAGAUUAUGAAAAAUCAAGAAUGCAUUUUGUUACAGUAGUAGCCAAGGAUGGUGGUGGAAAAUUCAAGGGAAAACAUCAGGUGCUGUCUUCUUCAGCUACUGUAACAAUCAAUGUGGUAGAUGUUCAGGACACUCCACCUUCCUUUGUAGGCUUGCCUUAUUAUGGAUAUGUAUACGAGGACACAUUAUCAGGAUCGGAAGUCUUUACAGUAGUAGCCAAUGAUGGAGACAGUGGAAACCCUAAUGCUAUCCAUUAUUCCAUCGUCAGUGGAAGUGAUGGUUCAUUCAUUAUAAAUAACACAAGUGGAUCAAUAAUGGUUCUUGAUUAUCCAAUCCAUCUUAAGAAGGUGUUGUAUGAACUUAAAAUUCAGGCUUCAGAAAUAAGCCCAGAAGGCGAUGUGGUUGCGCAUGCAUUUUCAACCGUAACCAUUCGAGUUGUGGACUUGAACAACCACCCCCCAACAUUCUAUGGAGAAAAUGGCCCUCAGAGCAAGUUUGAACUUACCAUGUAUGAACAUCCACCUGAGGGAGAGAUACUGAGGGGGUUAAAAAUAACCGUCAAUGACUCUGAUCAGGGAGCCAAUGCUAAAUUCAGCCUCAGGCUGGUGGGUCCAUGGGGCAUCUUCAGAGUUGUCCCACAAACAAUAUUGAAUGAAGCACAAGUCACAAUAAUAGUGGAAAAUUCUGAAGCUAUAGACUAUGAAAAGUACCAGUCUUUGUCCUUCAAGCUUCUUGCUAUUGAAAUAGAUACUCCUGAAAAAUUCAGUUCGACUGCUGAUAUUGUUAUCCAUCUGCUGGACAAAAAUGACAACAUUCCCCGGUUCUCUACUGACUAUUACAUCGCCAGAAUUCCUGAAAACUCUCCUGGUGGCUCCAAUGUGGUUUCUGUAACAGCUACAGAUCCGGAUUCUGGGCUGUGGGGAGAGGUCAAAUAUUCCAUCUAUGGUUCUGGAUCAGAUCUGUUUCUUAUUCACUCAUCAACAGGAAUCAUCUAUUCACAGCCAUGGGCAACACUAGAUGCAGAGCUGAAAUCUAAGUACAAUUUUUAUGUGAAGGCAGAAGAUACAGAAGGGAAAUAUAGCUUGGCUGAGGUCUUUGUAACAGUUCUGGACAUGAAUGACCACUCCCCUGAGUUUAACGAAAACAUCCUUGAGAAGACUAUGAUUAUCGGGGCACCAGUGCAAAUAGAGGCAAUAGAUGACGAUGCAGAGGAGCCUAACAACGUUGUUCAAUAUUCUAUAAUGCAAUCAGAUCCAGAUAAUAUUUUUGACAUAAACAUAGACACCGGAGAGAUCAAGCUGAAAUCUUACAUCAAGUCAAUGGACAUCGUUCAGAACAUUACAAAGCAAAAGGAUUGCAAGUGGUCGGUGGUGGUCCAGGCUAAAGACAGAGGCUCACCAUCCUUCAGCACCACUGCUGUGGUGAAGAUUGACAUCACAGAGGCGACUCAGCUCAAGGGGCCUAUGGCAGCCUUUUUAUUUCAAAGUAGGGAUAAUCCCAUGAAAGCCCUAGGCGUGCUCGCUGGCAUCAUUUGCGUUAUGGUACUCAUAACAGUCUUGAUCUCCACUGCAAUAUUCAUGCGCAACAAAAAAAACAACAGGAUCAUACCUGCCCGGCACAUCAUUAAAAAGAGGCCCAAAGACUAUCGCUCAAGGACAGUCAGGACUGGGUGGUUAAAAUUCAAAAGCUACAACAGCCCUUCCGAGAAGUUUGUUGCUGAGGAUCCGGAGCAGAACAGGGAGAAUCUGAACUGCAACAACAACAUGCAGCUGCCCUCGCCACUCCCAUGUGCCCCUGCCUUGCCCCCACCGCCCCUGUAUCUGCCCAAACAAAACAAGCUAGAGUGGAGUGUGCCUACAGUGUCAGGGUCUGUGGCAUCCAAAUCCAAGAGGCAGUCACGUGAAAACCAUGGCCCCAGUGUGAGCUCUGCGCUGGUGUCUGAGCUCAAGAUGAAGCUGGAGAAAAAGAUGAUGGAGAGCAACAGUUCUCGCUAUUAAUCAUAAUCAUGUGUUUCUUUAAAAUGUUGCACAUGGUGCCCUUCGUGUGAGUCAGUGUGCAAGUCAAAUGCUUCCUUGAAAGGAACUAAAAUACAAAAGAACUUAUCAUAAUAUAUUUCGUAUUUUGUAUUUAUUUAUUUCAAGGGAGCUGGCUCUAUUUCCUUAUAAGAUUAACAGCCUUCUUGGAACUGUCUCCAGGGAGAAUGGUGUUGACUGAUGAGUUUGCUUAACUUUCCAAAGAGGAAACUAUUGUUUGUUUUUUUAGUACAGUUUAUAAUGUGCACAUUAAGUUAUUUUAUGAAAAUAUGCUAGGCAGCAUUUUACUGUUGAAAGAUGAUUCAGAACUAUGAAAGUAGUUUUUUUUUUUUAUGUAAAAAGAUCUGUAGGAGGAAUAGAGAGUUUAGUAAUGCUUUAUUUUGUAUGGCAUAAACAAGCAUUUAAGUGAUAUG